Messenger RNA from Sinocyclocheilus grahami, 804 nucleotides. RefSeq names its product GTPase IMAP family member 4-like. The record is from RefSeq and is a predicted model, not a curated record. Gene Ontology annotation, molecular function: GTP binding. The transcript has 5 exons. The coding region runs from base 1 to 804 and encodes 267 amino acids. Lineage: Eukaryota; Metazoa; Chordata; Actinopteri; Cypriniformes; Cyprinidae.
AUGGAUGAAAAGGCUGAUAAUCUGCAUCACAGAGGAUUUCCGCUCAACAAUCUACCUUCAAAUAGUACAGGAGCACGACUGCAGAACAUUGGCAACAUUAAUAUUGUCCUUCUGGGGAAAACCGGAGUUGGGAAAAGCUCAACAGGAAACACAAUACUUGGAAAAAACAUUUUUAAAUGUAAAAAAAGUCUGAAAUCUGUAACACAGUCUUGUGAAUGUGGAGAAUCGGUUGUUGAAGGCAGACAUGUAUCUGUAGUUGACACUCCUGGGUUUUUUGACACAACACUUCCAGAGGAGAAGCUGGCAGAGGAGCUGGCACAGAGUGUGUUUCUGUCUACACCAGGACCUCAUGCCUUCUUAUUUGUACUACCUACAGAUAGAUUCACAGAGCAGGAGGAAGAGGUAUGCAAAGAAAUUAAAAUGAUGUUUGGUCAAGAUGUAUUGAAAUAUCUUAUACUGCUCUUCACACAUGGGGAUGAUAUUGAGCUCGAGACAUUUGAGUCAGAGGUAAAUGAGCAUGAAAUGUUAAAAAAAAUUGUUAAGAGCUGUCAGGGGUAUCAUAUCUUCAACAACAAAGAUCAAACUAACAGAGAGCAGGUGAAUGAUCUACUGCAGAAGAUUGACAUAAUGACAGAGCAGAAUGAAGGAAAACAUUACAGUAAUGAGAUAUAUGAGGAGGCAAAGAGAACUACAUUUAAGCGUUUCUGGCAAAAUUCGCUGCCCUGUCCGUUUGACCGCAGCCCAGUGGAGCGGAUCACUGGUGCUCGCCUCAUCAUCACCGUGCCCGCUGCUGUUAAAUGCUAA